This is a messenger RNA of Helianthus annuus (common sunflower), 1470 nucleotides long. RefSeq lists its product as uncharacterized. Gene Ontology annotation, molecular function: catalytic activity. The coding region runs from base 1 to 1470 and encodes 489 amino acids. The record is from RefSeq and is a predicted model, not a curated record. The transcript has a single exon. Lineage: Eukaryota; Viridiplantae; Streptophyta; Magnoliopsida; Asterales; Asteraceae.
AUGGGUAGGGGUGACAAGGGAGAGUGGGUCUCUAACAUUCGGGUGGUUAAUGAAGUUUCUUUCAUCAUGUUGCAAGAAUCCCAAUUGGCGUCAUUAAAUGGUUUGGAUAUGGGGAGGUUUUGGGGUAGAGGAUUGUUUGAUUUUGAGCAUGUUGAUGCCACGGGGAGGUUUGGGGGUCUCGUUUCUAUUUGGGACCAAAAUUUUUUCCAGAAAACUUCAGUCCAUAAGCAUAGAUACUUCUUAGCGGUUCAUGGCAUCAUUAAAGGUAGCGGCUUGAAUGUUUGUUUGGUGAAUGUUUGUGCGCCUCAAAAAAUCAAUGAUAAAAGAGCUCUUUGGCGGGAAUUGAAGCGGUUCAUGCAACAUAACUCGACUUAUUGGAUCGUGGGCGGCAAUUUUAACAGUGUUCGUGAUAGGAGUGAAAGGAGAAAUACUAAGUUUAAUAUUGCCUUUUCUAAUGAAUUUAAUGAUUUUAUAGACAAGGUAGAGCUGCACGAGUAUGGGUUAAAAGGGCGCAAGUUCACGUUUGUUUCGGGUAAUAAAUGUAGCAGGAUUGAUAGGAUUUUCGUAUCCUUGAAUUUUCUGAACGACUGGCCGGCGGCAGAGUAUAGAGCUUUAGCGAGGGAAAAAUCGGAUCAUAGUCCGUUGGUGCUCAAAGUUGCAUACCGGAACUUCGAGCCUAAACCUUUCCGGUUUUUUAACUCGUGGAUAGAUCGUGUUGGGUUUGAUGAUAUGAUUAAAAGGGCGGCUUCGAAUUUUCAAGGGUCUGGUGCGCCGGAUGUUUGUUUAAUGAAGAAGUUUAAGUUCCUUCGCAACUCUAUUUUGGAUUGGAAAAAAACCAUUUUACAAAUGGAGGAACAGGAACAACAUACUAUCAUGUUAGAGUUGGAAGAAUUGGAUAAGGAAGUGGAAUGCCGCGAUCUUUUAGAUGAAGAGCAGUGGACGUUUUGGGAAGGCAAAAAACGGGUUAAGGAAUUGGAGGAAUUCAAAAGUAAAGAUUUGAGACAAAAGGCUCGUGUUAAAUGGGCUAGAGAAGGCGACGAGAAUUCUAGCUUUUUCCAUGGGGUGGCGAACAAAAGAAGGGUCUCAAACUUCAUACCGGGAUUAUCUGUUAACGGGGUUUGGAUCUCUAAACCCUCCUUUGUUAAACGUGAAGUGUUUUCUUUUUUUAGGAACAAAUUCAUUGAAGAAAUGGAGGAGCGCCCGUACUUAGAAUGUUUCGAUUUGAAGAUGUUAUCGGAUGCUGAAGCCGAGUCUCUUGUGAUUCCAUUUUCUGACAAGGAAAUUAAGGAAGCGCUAUUUGAUUGUGGGAGUGAUAAAGCUCCGGGUCCGGAUGGUUUUAACUUUCGUUUUAUCAAAAAGUAUUGGGCUUUAUUCGAAGAAGAUUUUAAGAAGAUUUUCCUACAGUUUCAAGAUACGGGUAGAAUCAAUCGAGGGAUGGAUGGGGUCUUCUUUCAUUACUCUAGUGCCUAA